This is a messenger RNA of Peromyscus eremicus (cactus mouse), 339 nucleotides long. RefSeq names its product elongin-C-like. The transcript has a single exon. Gene Ontology annotation, cellular component: elongin complex. The record is from RefSeq and is a predicted model, not a curated record. Lineage: Eukaryota; Metazoa; Chordata; Mammalia; Rodentia; Cricetidae. Gene Ontology annotation, biological process: ubiquitin-dependent protein catabolic process. Gene Ontology annotation, molecular function: protein-macromolecule adaptor activity.
AUGGAUGGAAAGAAGAAAAGCAAUGGAGGCUGUGAAGGCCCUGAUGACACGUAUGUCAAAGUAAUACCUUCUGAUGGUCAUGAAUUUAUUGUAAAAAGAUAAUAUAUGCUAACAUCAUGAACAAUAAAGUUCAUGUUGGGUGGACCAGGUCAGUUUGCUGAGAAUAAAAGCAAUGAAGUCAAUUUUAGAGAGAUCUCUUCAAAUCUGUUAUUGAAAGUAUGCAUAUAUUUUACCUACAUGGUCUGCUACACUAAGAGCUCCACUGAGAUUCCUAAUUUCCACAUUGCACCAGAAAUUGCAUUGGAACUGUUGAUGGUUGUGAAAUUCCAAGACUGUUAA